AUGUCCGAUUUCCUGGGCACGAAACUGACCAACCACGACGUGAGUGAAGUGAGGAGGGAGUUUCGCAAAAAGAGGAAGCACAGCCACUACGAUGAGCACGACUUUUAUGUGUACUACAGAAAUUUGCUAGCGGAGGAAAGGAAGAAGAGGGAGAAGCGCGAAAGCAGUAAAAGGAGGAAGGAAAAGCAGCAGGCAGAGGCAGAGGACGAAUUCAAGCCCUGCAAUUACCUAUCCAGCAGGUACAAACGGAAAGAAGAUGUAACCAAAAAAGGGUUAUAUGACUACAUCGAUGAGGAGGAUAGCAUAUAUGAGGAUAUAAUUACCAGUGCGCACUUUGAUGAUAAGGCCAAUUACGCAGAUGAUGACCUCCGGUUUAGCUUUUUCAACGAGAGUGUGUCCUACGCCCUGCUAAGAAACAACAAUUAUAUUGAUGGCAUUCCCAUCGGAAUAGACAUGAAAGUGGCAAACAAGUAUAUAGAGGAAGAUGUACCUAAGGGGAGCGGCGCCGAAACGAUUGCUAAACAGGAUUGCCUCGCAUCGAGGGGCACUCCUACACAUGUUACUCCCCCCCCUGAUGAAGAGCCAAACGCACAGGGUGGGAAGAACUGCGCAGAGUCCAACCACGAUGUUAUCCUCAAAGGGGACUCUUCCAAAAGGCGAAAUCCGAUAGGCCCCAAACUGCCAAAAAUUUUCGAACAAAUUAGACACAAGAUAGAAGAACAAACGCACACAAAGGAGAGGAGCGAAAAUGCCUAUAUAAACAUUUUAUCUUCUCGAAAUCGCCUCAUUUCCAUCAAAAUGGAAGAACAGAAGGCGUUUGAAAAGUUAAUUAAAGAGAUAUAUAAGCCAAAGAAUAACUUCGAAGGGGCCUUUUAUAAAAAGAACCAAAACAGUAUUGACCAAGUGAAGAAGCGCGAAUUUGAUCGCCUGCGGAAGGAUUUCCUUUUACUGCACCGAAGGGGCAUCCACGAUGAGGGGUCAAUCGCCAAACACGCACAGAUCGAAAUGACAGCAACAGGGAGGAGGCAAACGUUUGGGCAGACGGAUUAUGAAGACUAUUCGGAUAGCUCCCUAGAAAAUGUAUACCCAAGUUCAGCACGGCGAAACGAAAAGAAGGGUCACGGCAUGCUGCUCGACAGGAAGAGCAGACAAAGCGAAGACCGUUGCAUAAUCCCAUACAGUAGCCUCAGCAUUGAUGUAGACAGCGGUGAGGAGGACGCCUUCGUUUUGUAUAACCCAGGGGAGCAUCAAGCGGAAGAAAUGCUACUACUUCGGUCCAAAUUUUAUCGUUCACUUUUUGGGAGCACACAGGUGGGGAAGCCUGACAGAGGAGCCCUUGCAGACGAGAUUGAAGAUCUGAACGUGAGAUAUGCAAAGCUAAUUAACCCCAACAUGGAGGUGAAGCUGAGCAAAAGCGAGUUACUCGAAUUGUAUGCGCCCAAGAAGAGCUGGGUGCAAAGCGGGCGUCCUUUAACGCGCGAGGAGGAGGAGGCGCAAAACGAAAUCUACGUGUUGAAAAAUAAAAUUAAUUUUAACAACGACUUGAAGAAGAGGCAUAGGUUUUAUUUUUACUGCAGAGUGAAGGAGGGGAGGAUGGAUGCGGAUGGGAGGAUGGAUGCGGGUGGAAGGACGAAUGCGGAUGGGAGGAUGGAUGCGGGUGGAAGGACGAAUGCGGAUGGGAGGAUGACUACUGAUGGGAGGAUAAAUCCGGAUGGAAGCGUGAGCAGACGCGUGGACAACAUCCUGAGCGCACCGGAGAGGGCAGAAUUUGAAGAACUCAUGGGGAAGCUAAAACGUUAUUACCUCGACUUUUACAACAGAGAAAUUGCCAACGAGGAUGUGAACACCAACUUUCAGAUUCAGGAAUACCAGUUUGCCAAAUGUCUCUACGAGAAGUUAGGCAUUUCGGACCCUUCCGCGGGGGACCACAGUGGCGCAGAAGCGGAGCGGUCCAUCGUCGACGAUUUUUUGAAAAUCCCGCAGUUCGUUUUUGAUGCCAUUUUUUGCGCAUAA
Molecule: messenger RNA, 2013 nt
Organism: Plasmodium vivax (malaria parasite P. vivax)
Lineage: Eukaryota; Apicomplexa; Aconoidasida; Haemosporida; Plasmodiidae
Exons: 1
Coding region: 1-2013 (670 amino acids)
Source: RefSeq, a predicted model, not a curated record